AUGAACGAAUAUUUCAAGCGCGCGUCUUCGGAAUGGAAUAUUUCGGACUUUUUGGAAGAAUGCGGUUUAGAAGAGUUUAAACAGAAAAUAGAAGCUUACCUUACGUCCCUCAAGGCCAUCGCUGAUACUCGGGAAGAAUGGCGUGGCAGAGGGACUUUGGGUCUUUGUGUCAUUCAAGUCUUUGGGACGAGCUACGAAGCUAAUGAUGGCCAGCCGGGGCCAGAUUAUAAAUUUACAAGAGAUUGGGAGAAAAAUCAUAGUAAAUUAGUCGGUUUUCACUUCAACAAUUCUACAAUUACGGCUAUCAACGGCGACAUUGGGAAUGAGAGUUACAUCACUGGUGGAGCAGUGAAUGCCGGAGCUUUACCUAUGAAAUCGCCUCGAAAAAAGCCGAUGUAUGAAAGCCAGGAAGAACCGGAUGAGAACCAUAUGGACCCGACAAAAAUGUGGACCCUCGAAUCAUCCGGUCGUAUUGUUGAGAAGGUUAUUUAUGAAUAUACACGAACAUUAAAGCAUGAAUCUUGUUUACAUUCUUUUAUCAUCAAUGAUGCUGAUAUGAAAGCACAAUCAAUAUUCCGAAAAGAAGAAUGGGAAGAAAUAUUUUCUUCUAACCUUAAAAUUGUGCCAAAAAUCGAGAGAUCAAUUACUGAUCUCAUGAAAAAAUAUUCGGUUACCGAUUAUUCCUCAUUUCAAAACAAACAUUUUCGAGCCCUUUCUACCUACUUCAUACUCCCACGAGCAACAUUUUGA
Funneliformis caledonium is the source of this 750-nucleotide messenger RNA. The record is from the annotation of a GenBank genome assembly. Lineage: Eukaryota; Fungi; Glomeromycota; Glomeromycetes; Glomerales; Glomeraceae.